AUGCCCGAAGAGCUACGUACAGAACCGCUGAGCGACGAUUUGUUUGCAUGGGCAAACCCAAUUGUCCACCAACCAAUCGGAAGCUUCUACAAGCUGGGGCUGGACUCGUACUACUUUCUGCGAUUCAUGUACACGUUGCUCAUUUUGUUUGUUGGGUUGGCAUGCUUGAACAUUCCGAUCUUGAUUCCGGUGAAUUUUCUGGGCGGGGAUGAGCUGACCAAGGGAACAGUUCGUGGGCUGGAUAAGAUCUCAACGUCUAAUAUUUCGGCUCACAACACCAACAAGUACAUGUUCCAUUUUGGACUGGCGUUGUUUGUGAUUUUGUGGUUCCAUUACGUUCUGGUGUACGAACUGAAAGACUGUGUUAAGGAGAAACAAAGGAAUUUGCUUCUAUCAGCAAAGGUUGAUGCCAAAAGAGAAGCAAUGGCUACAAUUCUUCUGGAGAAUGUCCCCAAUGAACUGAAAAAUGAAGAAGCUUUGUCAGCUCUAUUUGAGGCCAUCCCCGGUGGUGUCAAGAAAAUUUGGCCUGUUUUAGACUACAGGGAGCUUGAAAAAUUGGUGGUCCAGUAUGAAAAGUAUAGAACGCUUCUGGAAGAACUCGAAAUCAAUAUCAUCAGGGACAAGACAAUAAAACGGCCAAAGUAUGCACGGAAAAACUUCUACGAGCCCAUACAGUUUUGCGGAAUUCAGUGGACCAUUCCAGGGCUAUGCAAAGUGGUGGAUGCCUAUGAUCAUACUGCUGGACAGAUGCUGUUGCUUGGGGAGCAUAUCAUUGAAAAACAGCACGAGCUCCGCAGAACUAAAAUUAGUGAGUCCAAGCUGAGCAAGGUUUUUGUGCAGUUCAAUCAGGUCAGCUCGGCAUAUCUUGCACGACAAAUACUUCUCACAGGGUCUCCGGGAAAUAUGACGUGCUCUUCGAUUGAGAUUGACCCGGAUAAUAUCAUCUGGCAAAACCUUGUGGACUCUGACCAGCCGAUCCCUAAAACAAUCUGGAAUGCGGCCAUGUUCUUUGUAUCCAUUCUGAUCAUUAUAUGUUGGGUUGUGCCUGUUGCAUUUGUCGGUUCUAUCUCUCAGCUGCCGUACUUGACGGCUCUGAUUCCUACCAUCAGCUGGUUGAAUGGACUGCCAGAGUUCAUAACAGCCUUCAUUGCUGGAAUCCUCCCCACUAUUGUGCUCACCUUUUUAACAUCGGUAGCCAUGUACAUUUUCGAGAUUGUGGGCCAUAAGAGAGGGCAACUGUUGAGACCAUCGCUGCAAUUGAGCUUACAGAAUUGGGUAUUUGUGUUCUUGUUUUUUCAUCUGUUUAUUGUGAUUACGAUUUCCUCUGGGAUCAUUGUGGUGUUGGAACGGUUCUUGAUCAACCCGAGUGCGAUCCCAGCGAUGGUGGCACAGGACUUCCCCAAGGCGUCCAACUUUUUCUUUUCCUUCUUCAUACUGAAGGGACUGACUUGCUUUGGCAAUAGUCUGCUACAGUUUGGCAGGUUUUUAAAUGACGUUUGUGUGGGGAGUCUGUUUGAUAAAACCCCUAGACAACAGUUGAUGCGGCGGAUGAAUAUUCCCAGUGUCAGCUGGGGCCUGACAUACCCGACAUACUCGGUGUAUGGGUCCAUUGGACUGGUGUACUCGGUGAUCUCGCCGCUUAUAUUGGUGUUUUGCUGCAUCAACUUCCUUUUGGAUCUACUGUCGUACAAGUUCUGUUUACUUUACGUGUUUCGGUGCAAGAACGACUCUGAGACGGGAGGUAAGAUAUACACGAUUGCACUACGACAGUUGUACGCGGGUAUAUACAGUCUGGAAGUGUUUCUGAUCGGGCUGUUUUUCAUAGUCAAGGACGACAACGGCGAAAACACAUGUUUCAUGCUUGGCGUGAUGAUGGUGAUUGUACUGGUGAUCACGAUUUGGGCACACGUGACGCUAAACCAGCAAUACGAUAAAUGCCUGGACGUGCUGCCGUUAGAAAUGUUUCAGGAGCUGGACUGCGCAUCGAAAGCGCAGCACGACAUAGACACAGCCUCGUUAUUUUGUCAUCCAUGCUUGCGGUUUGAUCCGUGCAAGCAGGUGAUCUGGAUCCCCAAGGACUCUUAUGGGUACAGCGAGAUCGAGAAGGAGAAGCUGGAGAUACUUGGUCUGAGGGUGUUUGACCAAGGUUGCACGAUUGAUAGCCGUGGUGAGAUAAAAAUUUUAGUUUCACCCCCAGACUUUAUUUUUAAAUAG
Messenger RNA from Ogataea philodendri, 2214 nucleotides. RefSeq lists its product as uncharacterized. The record is from RefSeq and is a predicted model, not a curated record. The transcript has a single exon. Gene Ontology annotation, molecular function: calcium-activated cation channel activity. Bases 1 to 2214 code for a protein of 737 amino acids. Lineage: Eukaryota; Fungi; Ascomycota; Pichiomycetes; Pichiales; Pichiaceae. Gene Ontology annotation, cellular component: plasma membrane.